Notothenia coriiceps (black rockcod) is the source of this 1110-nucleotide messenger RNA. RefSeq names its product ATP-dependent RNA helicase SUPV3L1, mitochondrial-like. The transcript is spliced from 7 exons. The record is from RefSeq and is a predicted model, not a curated record. Gene Ontology annotation, cellular component: mitochondrial degradosome. Bases 178 to 1110 code for a protein of 310 amino acids. Gene Ontology annotation, biological process: mitochondrial RNA 3'-end processing. Lineage: Eukaryota; Metazoa; Chordata; Actinopteri; Perciformes; Nototheniidae. Gene Ontology annotation, molecular function: RNA helicase activity; ATP binding.
UCCUGUCCCACGUGUAAGCAGGAAGAGUGUUGACCGUCCUCUGGUGCAGCUUGAAGUUUCUGGUGUGAUAUAAUCCACAUAUUUAAACCUGAUAAACACCAUGGAGCGACAGUAGCACACAUUUUGUACAUAGCCCGCAGAAGGUGCUAACAACCGGGGUAAAAGCGACUCGCAGCGAUGUCAGCUAACCGGUGUUUGCACUUGUUUUCUCGGCUUCAGCGGCACAUUAUCCCCCGGGCUGCCCGUUGUCCUGUGUCUUCUGGCUCUGCUUUGUUGCACAGAAAACACCAGGAUGGCUCUCAGGUUUCCAGCAGAACAGUUUCAUCAGACAGCUUUUCUUCAAAACCCCCUGACACCUCUCUGUUUGUCCCGGUGUCUCUGAAGGCUGACGCCUCGGAAGAUGGGGAUGUGGGGGUGGAGCUGACACAGCCCCUCGAUAGAACUGAACUGCUGAAAGUUCUGAACCGGUUUUAUAAGAAGAAGGAGAUGCAGAAGCUGGCAGCAGACCAUGGCCUUGAUGCUCGUCUGUUCCACCAGGCCUUCAUUAGCUUCAGGAAGAAUGCUCUGGAAAUGCUGUUCCUUCCUGCCGAUCUGCACAUCAUCCUCAGUGACAUCUGCGCCGGAUCAGGUCAUGUUGAUGACAUCUAUCCGUACUUUAUGCGUCAUGCCAAGCAAAUCUUUCCUAUGCUGGACUGUAUGGACGACCUGAGGAAGAUCUCAGACCUCAGAGUUCCUGCCAACUGGUACCCUGAUGCUCGUGCUAUCCAGAGGAAAGUGAUUUUCCAUGCUGGUCCCACUAACAGCGGUAAAACCUACCAGGCCAUCCAGCGCUUCCUGACCGCCAGGUCUGGAGUUUACUGCGGCCCCCUGAAACUACUGGCCCAUGAGAUCUUUGAAAAGAGCAACAAUGCAGGUGUGCCUUGUGACCUGGUCACUGGAGAGGAGAGGAGCUUCAUGGACCCCGAUGGUCGAGCAUCUGCUCACGUGGCCUGUACCAUUGAGAUGUGCAGUGUCACCACACCUUAUGAAGUUGCUGUAAUUGAUGAAAUUCAGAUGAUCAGAGAUCCUUCCAGAGGCUGGGCCUGGACCAGAGCACUACUGGGUUUGUAA